Hydatigera taeniaeformis is the source of this 373-nucleotide messenger RNA. The record is from the annotation of a GenBank genome assembly. NCBI's taxonomy places the organism in Eukaryota, Metazoa, Platyhelminthes, Cestoda, Cyclophyllidea, Taeniidae.
GAAGCCCUAAGCAUUCCGGCUAAUGCGUUCGCACCACCGCCUUAUUUUGCUCCCAAAUCAGCGGAGGAGGCGAAGCCUAAGCCGCCGGCAACAUCUGUCAUCAAUACUGCGGAUGCCGCUGCAACUAGCGUUGCCAACGUCAAUGACGGCGGGAAGGAGGAUGAAAAACAGUGCUCCCCUUCAGGUCCUAGCAUUGUCUGAAGCGGAACCCCUUGAACGGAGCGACGGAUUUUCGCUUGUCUGGUUGUGUGCAAGCUGUCGGAUGCACCCAACCACAAAAUAUCCCACUGUCUUCACUCUAUGUCAACAUUUCGUUCUCCACUACUGCUACUCUGUCGUAGAUUCAAACUGCUGUUUUCUCCCCUUCAUAUGA